AUGCUGGAGGAUGAGGACGGGAUGAGCGAGAGGGGGCUCAGCAGCUCCAGGAGGAGAUACGAGGAUGAGGAAGAUUACCACUCCAUCUACAUCGGGGUGCCGGUGCCGCGGGGGUACCGCAGGAAGCGGCGCCGCCGGAGAUCCCCGGGCUCCAGCCGGGACCGGAGCGAGAGCGAGCGGCCCUUCGAGCGCCACGACCCCUCGGACACCGACGACGGCGGCCACGGCUGCUACGAGAGCGGCAAUGACAACGCCAGCAGGACCAUGUCUCCGGCUGCCGAACGUCUCCGCUACAUCCUGGGGGAAGAUGAUGAGCCUCCCAAUCCCACCCUUUUCACGGAGAUGGACACCCUGCAGCACGACGGGGAGGAGAUGGAGUGGAAGGAAUCGGCCAGGUGGAUCAAGUUUGAAGAGAAGGUGGAGGAAGGUGGGGAGAGAUGGAGCAAACCCCACGUGUCCACGUUGUCCUUGCACAGCCUGUUCGAGCUGCGGACGUGUCUCCAGACGGGAACGGUGCUCCUGGACCUGGAUGGCUACUCCUUGCCCCAAAUUAUAGAUGAUGUCAUUGAGAAGCAGAUCGAGGAUGGUCUGCUCAAGCCAGAGCUGAGGGAGAAGAUAAGCUAUGUGCUCCUGAGAAAGCACCGCCACCAAACCAAGAAACCAAUCCACCGGUCCUUGGCCGACAUCGGGAAAUCCGUCUCCUCCAACACAGCCCGCAGCCCCGUCCGGAGCCCAGCCACCGGAGCCGCCUUCCACCGCUCCACCGAGGACCUGCGGAUGCGGCAGAGCGCGAGCUACGGCCGCCUGCGUCACGCGCAGAGUCGGAGCAUGAACGACAUCUCGGACACGCCAAGCACCGACCAGCUGAAGAACAAGUUCAUCAAGAAGAUCCCCAAGGAUGCAGAGGCCUCCAAUGUUCUGGUGGGAGAAGUGGAGUUCCUGGAGAAGCCCUUUGUGGCUUUCGUGCGGCUCCUCCAGGCGACAAUGCUGGGAGGGGUGACAGAGGUGCCCGUGCCCACCAGAUUCCUCUUUAUCCUCCUCGGUCCCGCGGGAAAAGCCAAAUCCUACAACGAGAUCGGCAGAGCCAUCGCGACUCUCAUGGUGGAUGACCUCUUCAGUGACGUUGCCUACAAAGCCCGGGACAGAGAAGACCUGAUUGCUGGCAUAGAUGAGUUCCUGGAUGAAGUCAUCGUCCUGCCACCCGGAGAGUGGGACCCCAACAUCAGGAUUGAGCCACCCAAAAAAGUGCCCUCGGCUGAGAAGAGGAAAUCGGUUUUCUCCCUGAACGAGGUGGGGCAGAUGAACGGCACGGCCGGAGGGGCCGGGGCUGGGGGAGGAGGAGGAGGCAGCGAGGACGGGGAGAUGCCUGAAGUUCAUGAAAUCGGGGAAGAGCUCGCGUGGACCGGCAG
Messenger RNA from Pipra filicauda (Wire-tailed manakin), 1409 nucleotides. Its product is annotated as electrogenic sodium bicarbonate cotransporter 4. Lineage: Eukaryota; Metazoa; Chordata; Aves; Passeriformes; Pipridae. Gene Ontology annotation, cellular component: plasma membrane. Gene Ontology annotation, biological process: bicarbonate transport; monoatomic anion transport; transmembrane transport. The annotation marks the transcript as partial. The transcript has 11 exons. The record is from RefSeq and is a predicted model, not a curated record. Gene Ontology annotation, molecular function: monoatomic anion transmembrane transporter activity; sodium:bicarbonate symporter activity; solute:inorganic anion antiporter activity.